Molecule: messenger RNA, 630 nt
Organism: Microthlaspi erraticum
Lineage: Eukaryota; Viridiplantae; Streptophyta; Magnoliopsida; Brassicales; Brassicaceae
Source: the annotation of a GenBank genome assembly
AUGGACUUCUCACCUAAUUCAAGCUCGUUAGAAUUAACAAUAUCGAUUCCGAGUUUCUCUCCGUCUCCUUCACGCCCAUCAUCUGGUGAUCACAUGGUGAGAGAUUUGGACAUAAAUCUAACGCCAAAGACGGAAGAAGAUCGUGAGUGGAUCAUGAUCGGUGCAACACCACAUGUCAAUGAAGAAGAUAGCAACUCCGGCGGCCGGCGGCGCAAAAAGCUUCGCCUAACCAAAGAACAAUCGCAUCUUCUUGAAGAGAGUUUUAUACAGAAUCACACCUUAACCCCUAAGCAAAAACAAGAAUUGGCCACCUUUUUGAAGCUUAGUCAAAGACAAGUUGAGGUGUGGUUUCAGAAUCGAAGAGCUCGGAGUAAGCUAAAGCAUACGGAGAUGGAAUGUGAGUAUCUAAAGAGAUGGUUCGGGUCGUUGAAGGAGCAAAACAGACGGCUACAAAUAGAAGUUGAAGAACUACGAGCUUUGAAGCCAUUAUCGGUCUCGGCUUUAACCAUGUGUCCUCGGUGUGAACGUGUGACCGAUGCAGCAGAUAAUGACUCUAAUGCCGUCGAGGAGGGAGCAGCUCGGAGCAGCCAGUCACGCAUGACAAUUUCCUCUUCCUCUUCCCUCUGUUGA